This is a messenger RNA of Porites lobata, 16987 nucleotides long. The record is from the annotation of a GenBank genome assembly. Lineage: Eukaryota; Metazoa; Cnidaria; Anthozoa; Scleractinia; Poritidae.
CCCAAAAGCAAUAUGGCGGCCCCAGAUGGUCAAAAACGUGAAGAUAGAGUUUGCUGCUUUUAAUGCGUAAAGCAGACACGAAAAAGGUAAAACUGAGAGAUUUAGAAAUGGCUCAAGUUAUUCGACGGAACAAGAAUCCUUUGAGAGGCGUAAGGUAGCCACAAGGUGAAAAAUAAACGAAAAAAUGCCGGUUGAACGAGUGCCUGUUGUACACAAAUUUGGGAUUAUCUCUCACACACAACGCCUGGCGUUAGAAGACAGGCUUGCAAAGAGGUCUUUAGCCACUGAACCUCCACGUACGUUUUCCAGAACCAGGUGAGAAAGUUAUUUUCUUAUGUCAGUCGGUCAGGCUUCCUAGCUUAUGUGGUUUCUGGUGGUUUACAUUUGAUCAUAAGCUUAGAAGACAUUUAUAAACUCCUGGAACCGACAGGCGCUAAGGAGUGAAAGAGGAUAUCAUAAAUUAUAUAAAGUUUAUUUUUGCUUUUUGUCUCUUAAAGAUCACCAUAUGAAGUAACAGAAGAUUUUAUUGCUAAGGUGGGUCAGUCUUGCCAUUUUUAAUUUUUCCCCUUCUGUUGCUUCCUUGCUCAUACACACAUCCACAAAGUAAAGUACAAAGGUGCAGUGCUUGAAGAAUAAUGUUUGUAAUGGUAACAGGACUGAGUGAAGGCCAAUUCGGUCUGUAAUCAUACGAGUGAUUAACAAAAUUGGACGACCGCGUAGCGGGAGUCCGCGAUUUGUUUAAUCACGAGUAUGAUUACAGACCGAAUUGGACGACACAAAGUUCUGUUACCAAUUAAUCAUAAACUUUAACAAGAUUUGUAAUGUAAUAGGCUAUUUUUUAAUCAAAACACAAGAAAUUCAAAAUUUUGUUUUGAAAGCAGUGAAAAAAAAAGCCAUUUAAGCGCGCGCGUGAUGGCGCGUACUGUCCAAUUACUUAGGCAUGACGCGUACUGUCCUAUUAAACUGUCCAAUUAAGGCUGAAAUCAGGGCAGUUGAUAGCCAAUCAGAUUUGACAAUUUUGUUAUGGUUAUGAUUAUAAUAUUAAUUAAGCUUAUAAACUCAUUUCUGUCAAUUUUUAGUUUAAUGACAGUAAUGAAGAAGACAGAAAGGAACUUGAAGGAGUUGCUCUAAAAAUGAUCUCUAGGGCAAAGGUACAGUGUAGCCAAUUGUAUCAGUUAAAUAUUUAAGUGUAACAAGAGAAGAAUAAACGUACUUCAAGAGAAAACUGUCACUGCUGCCCCCUACCAGUCCCAGCCAAGGGGGUACUGUGUAGUUAAAGUGAUGCAGAUGCUCAAAAGGGGACAAGGAUCAAAUUCCAAAAAAACCCUAUGGGUCAGUUAUUUAAACAAAGUCUAACUUAGACCGCAGUUUAGGAACUCCAGAUCUCUUCCUUAAUGGGUUAUUUUAAGUAGACAAAUGCUUUUCUUGUGUACUUUAUAUUCUUUGAUGAAAUUGUUCACGAUAAAUGGUGUUCACAUAAAAGUGUUUGGCAAAUUGAAAAUGGCCUAGAAUACGAUUUUGUUAAACACUGGCUAAACUACUGGCUUAAUGGCUUUAAACAGGAUCCAAACAAAUCCUAAUGGACCAAAAAUUUACCCCCCAAAAUCCCAGCCUUAAAAAUUUUCAAUAAGGGAUUAAAAGUAAAGAUAUUACAUCCAAAAAACAAAAAAAUGGAAAUUGAAUGCUUCUGGUUUAAAAUGAUUAUUUCCGUUUGCAGAGGAGAGCUGGUAUUCUAUCAGGAGGUAAAGGGGAUCAUGUUGAUUUGGGCAAAUCAUGGACAGAACUUGGAUUGCUGGCUCAGUGUACAAGCAGAGCAGUGCAAGAGGGUAAGAGGCUUAUGAGACACGCAGUUAGUACUUCUCUUGUUGAUGAAACCUUAAUCCCAGGUCAUUGAUUGACUAAACAAUGUCAACUUUCAACAAAUAUAGAGCUGUACAGCAAGAAGUCAACUGCCUCCUAACUUUUAAGAUUUGAUUUUGUUAACAGAGGUAAUGUUGCUACAAGUACAUGUACAUAAACAUGCGAUUUACAUUUUUAAAACUAUUUUUUUACAGAAACUUUAGACUUGCUUAUUACAUCUCUUGGACAUGCCCCUCCUGCAGAAGAUCAACUUCCCAGGUGAGCCACAACUGACUUGGUAGCCAAUGAUUCGCUCCUGUGAUUGAAGGGCUACUUUAUGUUGAAGAUUUCACCACUAACUGAUUUUCGCGUACAUGACCGUACAUGGAAUUUAUUUGCACUUGUAGUUGUGAACAAGAAGUAGUAUAGUCAACUGAAAAAUUAAAUUAAUAUGACAAAGAAGGUUAUUACACAUGUCGAUUUCGGUUGAAGCGAUGGGCAAAUAUUAUACUUACAAUAAAAAUUAUUUGUGUUCCAUAUGCGGCUAGUAAGCUUCCAUGUGCGAUCUGUGGUGACACUUUUGAAAUCUAAGUUGCGUAACAAACUUCUAGGUUUUUAAAUAACUAGUCACCUGAUCUAUAUUUGCCGCGUUGUGCUAAGAUAAUUAAAUAUUCACAAAAAAAUUGACAAACGGCUUGAAAGAUGUAAAUCAGCCAAUAUUACUUUUCAAAGAAAGCUUCCCUUAAAAGAGAAGUCCCAAAUGGCUAUUGCUGAUUUUUGUGCCAAUGUUCAGGUGAUUUUAAGUUAAAGGUUUAAACUAAUGUUUAUAGUAAAUUAUGAUGUUAUAAAAUUUUGUUAAUUCAAAAAGGCCCCCUCCAAAUUUAAUGGAAAUAAGUGGACAUAUUUUGCAUGCAGCUCGGACACUUACACAAUUACGUUUUCUUGAGGGUGACAAAAAAUUAGUUAUAAACUUAAUGUUUAGUGUCUUCUUGUCAGCAUUGAAUGUUUUUUUCCCUUUUGACUCUCAGUUUGCUGUAUCUUGCAAAGAGCUGCCUUCACUGGCUGAGGAAGUGUGUGAUGAGCCCAGCUUGUCUUCGAACAGCUGAACUAAAACUCAUUAAGGUAUGGUAAACGUAUGUUACUAUUUCUAGUGCGGAGUAUAGUCAACAAAAAUCACUAGCUGCCAGCUACAUGACAGCCAUCAAAAUCCAUUAUUAUAAGUUACAUUUCUAGCCUAUAAUUCUGGUCGUUUUGCAUUUUGUCCAAAUCAGUCUUUGUUUCCCCCAUCCCACUUUUACUUAGCUUAAUAUUCUUUUUGUGUUUUUUUUUAGAUGGGUCACCUGGCAUUUUCAAGAUUGUAUUACCACAACAUGACACAAGAUCUUAAGGUAACAAAGAUCUCUGAUUCUUCAACAUUGUAAUGCCAUGUCCCAUGCCAAGUGGGAGGGGGGGGGUGCCCUCUCCCCCUGGGGGGGUCUGGGGGGCCUCCCCCACAAAAUGUUAGAAUUUUUAAGGUGCCAGGGUGCAUUUUGGGCCAUUUCUGGGCAAUUUGGCUUUCUGUUUUAGCUCCUUUAAAUAAAGCAUUUGCUGCUUAAAAACAUAUCAAUACAAUUCUUGUUAUUCAGUUUCUGUUUUAGCAAGGGGGAAUAAAAUUAUAAAUAUCUAUAAGCACCGCCUGACAAAAUAGCCGGGACAAGAAUUGAAAUAGCGGAGUAAAGGUUCUGGCGUCCCGGGUCUGACAAAAACCCUGGGCUGAUUAAGUAUUGCUUUGAAAUUAUCAUCCUUUGUUUAAAAAGCAACUAGUUAAACUUAGCGGCAUUAUACCUUUUUUUCUUAUGUCGUUUGUGUGCUAAUUCUCUUAAUUUUGCAGGGUUAUCAAGAAGAAAAGCGGUCACUGCUUAAGUACCUUUCAAGUCUCCCAGAUCAACAGGAAGAAGCAUACAAGUCAUUUCCAGGGGCUUUAUUGGCAGUUAGAUAUAUCAAAGAAGUGGUGAGUUUUCUUUUUAAAUUAUGAGAGAGAAAAACCUUGGUCAGUAACUAAACAUUAAAGUACUGGGCCUUGUUGUUUGAAGCCUGGUUAAUUCUGAUUGUGGGUAAGUUGCAACUAGGAAACUGCCCACCUUCCCCUCCCUUAAGCCAAUAUAAGUGAGAAGUAAGUGUUAAUAUUGGCUUAGGCGAUGGGUAGGUGGGCAGUUUCCAGAAACCUAGAUUGAGCCCUUAAUCCAUCCGUUUACUACUUAAUAAUGCUUAUGAGCAAUGAUGCUGCUUUCACGGCAACUAGCCCUAGAUUUGCUAAUAUUCUUCAAACAACUCGAACCUCUCCUUUAACUCUUGUAUUCACAAAUAUUUGUUCUGUUUGUUAGUUACAUUUGUUGUGUCUGCCUUCUCUCAGGGUCAUCUUAUCUGUACUGGCUGUGGUGAACCAAACCCUGAAGAAUCUAAAGUCAUAGAGCCUGCACCUGUGGGAGCAGCCACUGCUCAGGAACCAGAGCCCGCAGCCCAGAAUGUGGACGUGCCAGUUGUGGAAACUACUGAGGGAGGAAGGGUGGGACUACCGCUGUUGUUGGAAGAGGAAGAGGAAGAAGAGCCAUAUCAAGGAAGUGGAGAUCUGGUAACUAGGGCACAAUAUUUGAAAACUUGAGUCUUCACAGUCAAAAUUUUGUUGUUGCUCUCUUGCCUCCAAAAUACCGGGUGUUAAAACACCACCUCGUUGGCGAUGUGAAUUUCACCACAGUUGUAACACUAAAAGUCAUUACCAGCCUCAUUCCAAAAAUAUUCCAGUUGUGCCAGUUGUGGAAACUACUGAGGGAGGAAGGGUGGGACUACCGCUGUUGUUGGAAGAGGAAGAGGAAGAAGAGCCAUAUCAAGGAAGUGGAGAUCUGGUAACUAGGGCACAAUAUUUGAAAACUUGAGUCUGCACAGUCAAAAUUUUGUUGUUGCUCUCUUGCCUCCAAAAUAUCGGGUGUUAAAACACCACCUCGUUGGCGAUGUGAAUUUCACCACAGUUGUAACACUAAAAGUCAUUACCAGCCUCAUUCCAAAAAUAUUCCGUAUCAAAAGAACGUCACAUUACAUUUGGCGUGCAAGACAAUAAAUUAUUUCCUUCCCAACCGGCUUAAAUAGUAUUUGGUCGGAUAUCAGUAACCUCCCACGCAGACAUUCUUUUGACUCGCCAUACAUUGAAAGAACGCGUGAUGACACCCCAAUGACGACUUUGUGAAGGGCAAACGUCGAAGUAGUAGGCCGGAACAACAUUCAGGGUCUUAUGAUAAUCGAGGAAUAAGUACUGCAUUUGUUUUGCAACUGUUCAGACAUUCGAGUAUUCUUGAAUGUGUCACAUAGCAGUUUCACUGAUGUGACUCUCGCGGGAAGUAAAGAACGUAUAUUACUGUUCAAAAAAAAAAAAUAGGGGACGUACACCCCGGUGGCGUGGACAAAAUGUCAUGGGUUCGGAGGGUCAUCAUCAUUAUCAUCAUCAUCAUCAUCACCAUCAUCGUCAUUAUCGUCAUCACCAUCGUCGUCGUCAUCAUUAAUGAGUUUACGCAACAGGACGGCAGGAAGAAGAGGACUACAAAACGCUUGAGUGUGACAAACGUGACAAGGCCAUAACUUGCAUGUUAUGUCGUGAUCUUCACUUAGCAUUAAUGUUUUCUGGUCUUUACAAAGAGAUCUGUUUAAGGGAAAGGGAAGUUUGGCCAAAGUUACUUCAAACAAAAUUGUUGUCAUGGUUGUCACACAAGGUUUGCCGUCCUCUCCCUUCCUGUUGCAUAAGUUCACUGUUAUCAUCAUCAUCAUCGUCGUCGUCGUCGUCAUCACCUGUCACGAUGUUGACGCAUCGGCUUAAGAAUUAACUUGACUUAAAUUUCAGGCCUCAUGUAAGCCAUGUAAGUAUUGUCAAAAGAAAGAAACCGUAAUUUAGAAUUCCUACUGGACAUGUUUUCUUUGUUCAUGUAGGGUUUUAAUGAGGCCAUCAGCUUGAGCCUUCCACACAGUCCAGCAGCAGCCAGCACUAUCCAUGACUUGUCACCAACUCUCUGGCAUGCUCUGGAUGUUUGGAGGAGUGUCAUGCACAGGGGGACUGGGCUGAGACAAGCGUUGGAGGGACUGAGCAUGUGCGGGACAGGCUUGACUACUGAGUUAUGGUAAGAACAAAGUCCAUAGCAUUAUAUCUGUAUAUCUCCCAAGUGUCACGCCUGCUGAUCGAAAACUUCGAUCUCACGCCUGGUAGAAAAGUUUGAGCCAUCGCAUCAUUAACUGACACAUUUUGAAAAAUGUAUUAAUUAUUUAAAGAAACUGGAACCAAUGAGAGAAAAGAAAAGUUCAUGGACUUUCUCUGAAUUCUCUUAUCUUAGUAAGGAAAGUCACUGCAGACGAGGUCGUGUUCCUUCGUGUUCCCGUGUUCAAUUAGACGUAACUCUUCGGAAAGUCUUCAGAACGUCUUCGGACAUCUUCGGAUAUUAUGAUAUCGGACCCCAACAAAAAAAUCCUGGCACUCUCUGGAUAAAAACGACACGUCUAUAAAGAUUAUUCGCGAUCAACCGAGAGAAAUUUGCAAAAGCUAAGCAAAGUACUACAAAGCUUAAGUGGUCAUUCACUCUGUUCAAAGUAUACUACAAAUUGCUGUAAAUCCCACUAAAGAUUGGAAUCGGAAAUCCAAGUUACCCUGACAAAGAAUCCGGAAUGAAGUAGCUGGAAUCCGGGAUCCACGACGUGGAAUCCAGAAUCCAAGACUGUUUUGGAUCUCCUUACAUGGGGGAGGCGUAUCAGUAAAAUGCUACAUGAUAAUCGUCACCCUGUAGGAAAGUGCCAAGUCUUUAAUACCAGGUCAAGCUACGAUCGGUUGGUUUCGCUGUGGCUUAUGUCCAUCCCCUUAUCUUACCCAACCUUUCGUCUCUUUUUACUCCUGGCACAGGUUAGACGUCUGUUGCGCUUUUCAAGUUCUAACAGAAGUAUCAAAGCGUGACAUUGCCGUUCUUCGCACUUUCCAAGCUCUCGCUGCUGGAAUGUUUGCGAGACCAGCGGAGAUUUCAGACGAACAUGCGCGUCACGUUCACCUGUGCAACAACUGUCUAUCGACUAUCGCUGGACAUCAGACCAAAAGUCUGCCAGACGAUUUGCAUUUUAACGUGGACAAAGCUCACGCUGCGUCGGGAUUUAUGUCCAUUGGACAGACGCCUAGUUUCGUUCGAGGACUGCGUGAUUUCGCCGACCUUGGCCUCGAAGAUACGUCCGUUAAACAGCCGGAGGAUGAUGCAGUGAGCGUCACGUCACGCAAUACUGCCAGUGAUGCAUCCUCUGAAGCUAGCUUUGCGGAUGUUAGUAGCGUAGAAAGCGGGCAUCGUGGAAGAUUAGAUAACGUGAUGGAGAGAGCCGCGAGCGUGUCAAAAACGUUUAAGAAAACGCGGAAAACAGCUGCUAAGAAAGACGAAAUGUCUUCCGACUCCGAAGACGACGCUGAAAAACUAGCAAAGUCACCAACGCAGUCAUCUAAAAAGAAUAUUCCCAACAAAGAAACUGAAAACCCUGUUCGCGCCCGCGGAGGAACAGCAGUGCGGUUUAACGUUCAAGAGGACGCUGAGGUUGUGAAUACUGAGGGUGGAGUCCCUAAGGCACAGAUGGAGCGCUCCCUGACAAAAGAGAGUUUGUUUACACAGGGAAGCUCAGUUAGCAUUCCGCUAGCAGAGGAAGGUGAGCUUACUCGCCGCAAAUUUCCAUUUCCUAGACGGUCGUUGACAUUUCCAAAACACUUAGAAAGUUCGGAUCAUCAUACGUUUGCGGGAAACUGCCCACCUACCCCUCCCCUAAGCCAACAUUAACACUUACUUCUCACUUAGGGCAAAAUGUUUGCUUAGGGGAGGGGUAGGUGGGCUGUUUCCCUGAAACGCGUACUGAUUCCGAAAGUUCUAGCCUGAGAAAGCAGUCGACAUCUCGCCCCGCCACCAUUGGUUUCCUCGCGAAAUGGCGUCCGAGGAGCGACUGCAGAAAUUCCAUACUGAUGACGUGUCAGAUCUUGGUAGUCCUUUUGAUUGAAGCAAAUUCUCCUUGUGGCACGACCAGUCAGAAGCACCAUACCCAGAUCUAGGUUGGAGACGUCAUCAGUGGGGAAUUUUAUGUAGUCGUCCCUUGGACGUCAUUUUGCGGAGAAAACAGUGGUGGCGUCGCGGAAUGUCGACUGUUUUGUCAGGUUAAGAAGGUUCCGCAUUCUAAUCUCUCUCCUUUGUCAAUAUACUAAUAGUUGUAGGAAAAAAAUCGAGAAUGAGUUAAACGUUUUUAACAUGUAAACUUUUCAACUUCGUUUCUUGCAGAUGACAAAAGCAGCGUGAAAACCGGAACUUCACUGUUUUCUAAUGCAGCCGGGCUAACUGGGUGGCGCUGGGAACUAGCGUACCUCUACACCGACUGUAUGACGUCAGUUUGCAUGAACGGACAGAGCUCUAUCAUUCAGAAAACUGCCCUGCUUGGAAGCGAGGCUAACCGCAAGGUUACCGUCUAUGGCAAGAGAAACGCCAUGUCAAGCGAGGGCUUGGGGCUCUUAGACUUGCUGAAAAUCAAAUUGCCUGUCGAAGAAGGUAUCGUUAAGGCUUCAUUUGCUUUAUUUUUACUGCUUUACCGAUAAAUACUUAUGUAGUACCUCCUUAUUUUACAGGAAAUGAACACAAAGAUUGGAGUUGGAGAGUCAGGUUUGCGGCCGUGCAAGGCCUUGUGCGAAUUUGCCGUCACUGUGGUGGCGAUAGCACAAAAGAUGGAAUAUGCGGAGUGGCCUGGGCACAACUCAUGAGGCAUCAUUCGCUGGAGAGAGAUGUCCGUGUUUUAGAAGCCUGGAAACUAGCUCAGGUGGGCUUAAUGUAACACGAGGGACUUAUAAACAAACCAAAUGGUCAUUAUAAUUGAAAUCUCAGUAGCCGCCGAUAAUCUUAUAAACCUUGUUAAACUGAAAAGCAAAUCUGUUUUUAAAAAUGCUCGGAAGAGUUUUGGUUAUGUUUGCCUAAAACUUUUGAUGUUGACAUCUUUCGGUGAAUCGUUGAAUCACUUCGUAUUAAAACAAUCAAAUAAAUCUCCCUCGCUAUCAAUGAGGCGUAUCAACUCAUAGUCCUAAAUUAUUAAUUUGCAAAUUGAAUCAACUGUUGUUGCUGUUGUUAAUUUGCCAUUUUAGGAACGUGAAAGAAACUGAACCGAGUUAACUUUCGCACUGACUUCUGGGAUCAUUACUGGGGAUGCAGCCAACUUUUUUCCCUGUCACCAGUUACAGUCCCAGAAGUCUUUGCAAAAGUUAACUCGCUCCAGUCUCCUCGUUUCUAAAGUGGCGAAUGAAACUGCACAUAAAAAACCAAACCAGGCCCUGGUUGUUCAAACGAAGCGAUCAAUCUCUAUCCAGUAAAUAGCGCAAUUGGUUUCCUUAGUAACUUAUCCGUUGGAUAGUGAUAUAUUCGGUAGAUAGCGCCAUCCAAGUUUUGAACAACCGGGCCAGACUUACAUUAGGGACCUUACGAUCCGACAACGGCGACGUCUAUGGUAACUCCUCAUCCUUUCAAACGAUUUCGCGAUUAUCCCAAGUCGCCCAGUUAAUUAAAAGAAGGGAAUUUAUGUUGGAGGGGGCCGUGCCCCAGUUCAGACAGAAAUGAUAGAAUUUAUCGCCUUGCCGUUCCCGUCCUCAAAAAGACUUUUGGUCAUUUUACGUCAUAUUCUUGUAGGGACGGCAAAGAAAUGUACAAAAAAGCGUGAUGGACGUGCAGAGUUAUUGUUUUGCAAACUAAACCUAUUGCUUUUUGACGUUGCCGUCGCCGUCGUAGUUUCGUAAGGUCCCUAUUAAUUGGAGAAGGUGAUACUUGACAGUUUCAAGAACUGAAAUACUUGUGUCCCUUUAAUCCUUUAAGCCCUAAGAGUGAUCAGCAUUAAAUUUCUCCUUGUAAUAUCAAUGCUUUGUAAAACAGAGUGGUCAUGAGAAUUACGGACAUGAUCACACAAGAUGAAUUUGCUUGAUAUUUUAUCACCUUCUCCCCACUACUUCUGUAGGAAAUGAAAAGGGGCAACAGAUGAGAAUUCAAAUUUUGAUCUUAGGAUUUAAAGGGUUAAGUUUCUUUAAGUAAUUGUCGCUCGCUGCGAUCAUAAUUUUCGCUGGCGAUGAUUAAAUAAUCUUUGUCAUUUUUCUUCAGGUUGAAUCGGAACUCGAUAAGAAGCUUCCAUUGCUCGACGUCGUAAACUCAUUUCCGUCCUGGUCCGCAAGCAGGUUGUCAGCGGUAUUACUUCCGCCCCUUCCUCCUGUUGUACCGCUGAGCAGUCGUCCCAGAUCUCGCGCACGUAAUACUCCGCUGCCCAAAUCUACUGCCUUCGUCAAGAAGGGACCCAAGCGUCCUUCUUUAAGGUUUGUUGAAUUACUUUGUUGUGUGUAGAUCUGUGAAUCUGUUUUUACUUGAAACGUACCUACAGAUUGAUGUGAAAAUUUUUUUACCUUUGUAGAAAUAAAACAAAUAAUAUGAUGUGGCCUCUUUGAGUGUCACAGAAGACAUUCAGUCGAUUUUUUUAGAUCAUUUAUCCCCGCUAAGUUUCACCUUUAAUAUCCUUUAUAGGCAGGAGAUUCUGUUGGCUACAGCUGCUCGGGAACCUCAACCCAACUUCCGCAGCCGGCGGAACCAUGACCUGAUGUUGGUGAUAGAGGAUCAGUGGAGGAAACAGCUCCAUGAGGAGCAGGUGCAAGAGGAAGCAGACAGGAGGAAGAAGGAAGCCAGCAGGGUGGAAAGUAUCGUGGCAAAAGAGGGGAGACGAAGCAGACAAGAGGGGGAGGGUGUGGGGAAUAGGGUGGAAGGAGGUAAACAGGAGGGGACUACAGAUGGAGAGGGAAGACGAAGCUUCCAAGACGUGGCUGCAGAUAGGAGAGGGUUAGAGGAAAGAAUAGGUGAAAUACAAGAAAGAGGUGAUUGGAAGGAGGUAACUACAGAGGAAUCGUUUGCUGAAAAUGCAAUGGAGAGGAAAGAGAAGAGAAGGAGUACUGGAAAAGUGACUUCCAGUGAAAAAGAUGUGGAGAUAGAAAAUGGAACAAAGAAACCCACUGACGGUACUUUACUGAAAUGGUGAAGAGGAAAAGCAGACGUAGAUAGGGAAGUGUGGAAGAUGCUUAAGGGGGCAUUCUGGUUAAAAGCACUGUUCUUCGUUUAUUUCCGACCUUUUUCUUAAUUUCUAACUAGCCAAGAUUUUAUUCCAUCAAAAAAUAAUGACUCCAUUAUGUCAGUUAAAGUCCUUGGUUCAAUAAUUUUUUGUGAAUUUAUUAAUAAUUUUCCGAAUGUGUUUAAUGUGUAAAAAUUAGUUGGGGAUGUUUGAAGUUUUGGAAAUUUGAAAAAAAUUGGAUUUGGUGUUUGUUAAAAAUUAAAAAAUGAAGUGAAUGAUUAGUAGACAGAUAUCAGUGAGUCCACCACCACAACAAGGUGCCUCUGAUCCCCAUUAGCAGACUAACUGGUUUAUGUGUAUACCUUUUCUUCCCUGAUUUAUUUCCUUCCGAAAUCAACAUCGUAUCAUUCCCCCCGCAAAAAAAAACAACAACAACAACCAGAAUCCCCCCUUGAUGUAAAAGGAAGGUAAACUGAUUGUGCUUGCAAAUGACGUCGUAGUAAGAGGAGAUAUUAGUUUAAUAAAGGAACAAUAAGCUAUUUCAGUUACGUGGCGAAAUAUGGAGAAAAAAUAUAGAAGAAUAGCAACUGAGAUAUAAAGUGAUUUUACUUGAACCGUGAAACAGAUACUAACAAAUUGUGCAAAAUAGCAAGAGGUAAAUGAAAGAGGACAAUAGAAUUAGUGCAUAAUAGUGUGUAGUAUUCUCCUACCUAUUUCACGGUUCAAGUAAAAUCACUCUAUUAUGGGGUGUAGAAUAUUGCUUAUCAGUUUCAAAGCUAGUGUUAAACUACAUUUUAGAUAAAAAGCACGAAGCUUGUGGAAAGAAAACAGACAGAUAAAGUCAAGAUCUGUUGGUUUUUGUACUUAAGGAUUUAUUGAGUUUACAGGCUACGUAAUAAAUAUUUUUCUAAAUUAAAAAUAUUGAAGAAAGCCAUGCCUUUGUUGGUGAGUCUUUUCUUUUCCUUACGUAUACCUACCUAUUAGCAAUAAAAUUACCGUAUGAAAUGAAAAAUAGAGAGCAUUGAGAAAGCUUUCAUCGCUGUGCUUUUUACGGGAAUAUUUAACAAUUAUCCGAAUGGGCUCUGAGUCAAUAGCUAUGAGGCCGAUGGCUGAAUGGGCUAUUGACUCAGAGGCCAUGAGGGCGAGAGGAAUAAUUGUUUUAGUAAAAUCCAAUUAUUUGGUCAAAAAUAUCGCGACAAAACAACUUUAGCUAGCAAAACGCGAUUCAGCCGCCAUUGUUUUGGCUUUCAAAGCCGGCACUUUUCGCUACUAGUGGGCUAUAACAUAUACAGCCUAGCAGUAGCUCAACCAAUCAGAACGCAGCAUUGAAAAUAGACCACUAUUUGGAUUUUACUAAACCCCUAUAUGCUCAUUUCCCUUAAUUCUAGUUAUUUAUUUAUAUUUUUUAUUGAAUUCUAUUGAGCGCCAAAAACCAAUGAAGUUUGUUUUAUUUCUCCAACCGUAAAAAUCACAUUUCAGUUGGGGUGUGAACGGCCAAAAAUUAUCCACAAAAUACACUUGCAGGAUAUGACUAUAAUCCUCCGAAACAAAGUCUUUUUGUGCGGUGUGCAGUGUCAGAAUUAUGGAACUCAUGGAUUCAAACUUUAAAUCCGUGAUCCCCAAAAUUAAACAUUGAUAUAUUUCAAUAGGUAUAUAUCUCUUGUUGGAUUACGUGUCUAUCUUACCAGGACUGAUCUUGCCGAAUUCCUUGGAAAAAACAUCUGGUAAGCCUGUGGCUCUCCCGUUGCUAGGCACCUGGCAGUACUUGUUCACGAAUCUUCUUGUUGGCCAAGGUUAGCCCACGCAACCAAACGAAUUAAAAGACCUGCAUGCAGUUGAAGACCUAACAGUACAUUUAGUGUAUCGACAUAAAUUGAUUUUAAAGUUUAGAGGAAUGUAAGUUUUGCGUUGAGAGUUAAAACAUUGAAGUUUAAUUUAAUACUCAAUGCUAAUUUUCAAGUUUGUACAUAAAAUCCUUUAGCGUGAAGGCUAAUAUAAGCGUUACCUCCCUGUAGCGAUAGUUAUUGCUCUGAAUUUUCUUAGACACGCAGAGAAAAAAAAGGAUUCACUGUAAACUCUCCCAGGAUAUUUUUUAGCAUGUUUUAAGCAGUCCAUGGAGAUAAAAUUAUGCUUAAAAGUGGUCUUUCUGAAGGGUGCCAAAUCCUAUUGUAAAUAAUUGAAAUGAACUAUAUGUCCAUGGUAAUUAUAUUUCGCUUUUGUAAAGUUAAUCUUCCAUUUCAUUGGACUCCACGCUUCGUUUGUUUAUCAUGGUUUCUUCAGAGACGCUAUUGUUUCGCACAAACCUUUCAAUGCUCUAUAAAUUUCACAUUGCCGGCAUGGAUGCGAGAAAUUUAGCGUAAAAAUAAUAAAGUUCUUUUAACAAGAAAAGGAUUCAGUUUUGGGAAGACAAAUAAUGUUUAUAACAGUGCGUUUCGGAGGUAAGUUUUAAUAUAUGGUCAUAGACGUUGAUUAUCAUUGCACGUUUCUAAUUCCAUAAUAACCGAACGAAAUCAAAUUGAAUCUAUUUCUACCCUUACAGACGGUGAAGAAUCGAUUUUUAACCCGAACUGUCGGACAGACAUAUUGUUGGACGAUAUUAAGCGACGAUGUAAUUGCACCAAAGAUGGUGAGAUACGCAACUUUUAUUUAGAGUUAGUUUAAUAGCAUUACGUGAGCUAAAUGUCAUCCCACAAACUUGUAAACUUGACCUGACAUCAAUAAACUUUGUCUAUCUUUUUCUUUCAGCUACUGUCGAUUUAUCUGAUGAAUCUGGAAAUCUUAAAUUCCUUGUCAACCAUCCUUUGAUUUACGCCACAGAACUUCUGAAAGAGCGGGAAUCAUUUGUUUUGAUAAGAGUUGAAAGUAAGUUGGUAACUGAUAAGUUAAACUCUCCCGUUGAUAUUGUUUACUCUCUUUAAACCAUUUGGACGCUAUCUGAAGUUAAUCUUGACUCUUAACUGUUCUCGCUCUAUAUAUAUGAACUUGAAUAAGGAUUCCUAUCAUCUUUCUAUAAAAAUCAUCUUGUAAACUACUCUCUCAGUGCUUCAUGCUUUCAACAGUGUUUAUCAGUGACUCUCGUUACUCAGAUCAAAAUUUGUAACAGAGAAUCUAGAAAAUAACUCGGAGAUAACUUUAAGCAAAACUCAGUUAUACGUUGCCCGUUAGAAGACUGCUUAUUUAUUUACGACCAUCAAGCACAUGCUGAAUUCUAAAUCGUAAGAACUUAAAGCUAAAAGUGUGGCAAACGAACAUUCUUAUUGAAAGGUUUUUCGAAGCAAUAGAUGUUGCCUAGUACGUAGACUUCCCUUAAAAAAGUAAUAUGCAAGAUUUUCAGCUUAUUCAGUUUACACAUUUAUUUUAAGGAUAAAUUUGGCUGAGUUGACAAACUGAUAUUUGAGGACUUAAAGAAAUAUAUUUUUUUUCUGAGACAAUUUUAAAUAAUUUAUUAAGUUUGUUUUGUCUGAACUUUAUGGAGAAAGUGAAAUUAUUUAUAACUGCCUUAAUUUAUGGGACGCGUUGUUAUUCUUUUUAUGACGCAAACACCCUCCUUUUCCGGCAUUUGUUGUUGAAUAAUUCCGUUACUUUUCUUUAUUGCUUUUUAUCCCCAUUUAAACCAGCUUUUGCUGCAUGAACUAGACAUCGUUAUUGACAUAUUGUCAAUAGAUAAUAAAACAGAAAGAUUAAAAUUUCGAAUCCUGCUCAAUAACUUAAAUGGAUAAUGGCCUUUCUUAAGGAAAAAAAUCUCAUUUCUGAGUUACCCGAGCCUCUGUUUCAAAGCGAGGUUCUUUACGAAGCCAUUGAUAUGAAAAUAUUAUUUUCAUCCUCAAGCAAAUGAAACCAUUAUCACAAGAAAGGCUUUGCACCUAGCCUCGUUUUGAAAAUGAGGGUUUUUACUGUGAACCCCUUGACCUUUUAAGGAGACUGGGUCGAUAUUGUGUCGAAUUGCACUAUGGGGCUGUUUUGGCACUACAGCUUUUACGAGGAAACUGCGUCGAAAUUUGUUCCCAAAACAAUCCCAUGAUGCAAUUCGACACAACACCAACCUCCAAUGGCCAACUACAUUCAGAUACAUGCAUACUUUUUAUCCAUCAGGCCCCGGUUGUUCAAAAGUUGGAUAACGCUAUCCACCGGAUAAAUCGCUAUCCAGAGGAUAGGUAUUACGAAAACCAAUUGCACUAUCCUUUGGAUAGUAAUAUAUCCAGUGGAUAGUGACAAUCCACCUUUCGAACAACUGGGGCCAGGAAGUAGCAAAGUGGAAAUGAAUUUUGCUUCCGCCAAUACCUCUUAGCAAUAUUUACUACAAUUAUUUUCCUUCGCUUUAUGUAAUACUUGCAUGUCAAGUCAAGAGUCAAGUCAAGUUUAUUGUGUAAAGUACACGCUUAGCUAUUUGUGAGAAAAUUCACAAGCUAGUUUGCGGGUAUUACACAUUCAAAACCAGAAAUUAAAAAAUGAAUAGAUAAUUAUAACUAAAAUAUAUAUAAAAUAACUAAUUCUAAAGAUAAAAUGUAAAAACUGUUUACAUAAGACUAGAAAAUUUCACAAAUAAGAUAAAGCUAAAACUAUUUACAAUGCGAGACUGGUAGUAGUAGUAAUUAAUUAUAAUUAGUAAACGUUAAUGAUAAUUAUGUUUUCCCGCGCUUUCUACCAGUUGCAAUUUUUCCCGCUAGAUGAAUGAUUUGCUAUAAACGAAGGUACCCAGUCACUGGCUAUUUUAUUUUGGGAACUGCUCAGUUUCGCCAUAAAAUAACUUAUAAUAAUACAAAAAAUAAAACAAGGUGGGGGCGACUACGUAAGGACUUGUUUUAAUUGUUAUUACACCUAUCUCGAAUUAACAUUUAAACUGCCCAUAUCUCUUUAUUGGUUUGUGUUACUGUCAUAGAAAAGGGUGAAAAUGAAGGUGACCAGUACACACCAAUGCUCAAUGACAUGAUUACUGUAACUCCAGCGUUUCUAGGUAAGUUAGUGAUCACGUUAAAACGUUAUGAUUCGUCUAUUGUCAUUUCACUAGCCUGUUCCAGGUUCCAGGAUAUCAGCCGGAAAAGAUCGAAAUAGUUGAGCGAAAACCGCAUGGGAUGAGUGGGGCUGGUAGGGACGGGGAAGUGGACCUUCUGGUAUACCCUAUGAUUCGUCAAUUUUGACAGUUUACGUCAACACUUUUGUCAAACAUUUGGCUUCAUGCCCGCCUAGGCAAACAAACAUGGCGAGCAGUGAAACCUUCCUUCCCCACACAUUUUGCCUCGAGAAACGGUUUCCGGUUCCUGGCUCCCGGCUCCCGGCUCCCGGCUCUGUUUUCUUAGCUUCCACCCUUCUCCUCCUUUUUCUUCCACUUCCUGCCCUUUUAGAACUCUCACCUUCCGCCAUUUCCUCCUCCACCUCCCAUACCUCUGCUGUCCCUAUUCACCCGGGCUCCCAAAACCUCCGUCCUUCCCCCCCCCAAAAAACGUCCUGCUUUAAAAUGUAGACUACGUUUCCUCCUGGAGUGAGCACAAAGAGAAUUUUUUGUCUAAACGCGCUGAACUUGACUUACAUAUUCAUUUAAAUUCUUUUUUCUCAGAGCGUCUUUCUAGAUGCGAGAACGACAGUUUAAACGCUAAACACUCCGCCAUGAAACCUCCUCGUGUAGGCAGUGGCUCAUUACAAAGAAGACAGACUGGGAUCAAGGCAAAAACUGCCGGUUCCAUGUCGAGUACUGCUGCCAGGAAUAAGGCAUCCAGAGAGAAAACGCCAGGACAGAAGCGAAAUAGAGAAAGUAGAUGAUGACUCGGACAAAGAAAUAGGGUAUAAAGUAGAUUUACAAUUGAUAUUAGAAAAAUAGCUUGCCAACGUAGACGUAUUUUCGGUUGUUCCUUUCCUUCUCUUGAGGCAAAGAUCCAGAGAAGUGGCAACCGAACUGAAAUGGGUCUACGUCAGCAAAAAGCUGGUGUUAGCUAUAUUGAGGUUAAGCCUGGGACUUGACCGGUGUUGUGUCUAAUUACACCAGGGACUGUUUUGGGGACGUUAUAACCUCUUUAUUUGGCUAUUACGUGGUUGUAAAGGAAUCUGGGUC